CGUCGAUUUUCCCAUCAUCCGCCUCUAAGAGCUCAGAAGUAGGGAGAUCCUGGUCCGCGCUCUCAUCCUCUUCCUCCAAGCCUGGGGAAGGGAGGUCCUGGCAGGUGGUCAGGGCGUUGCAGUUCGAGUCCAGGCCAGGAUCGGGUGAAGAAGAAGCUCCGGAGCAGGAAUCAGGAGAGCAGCAGAAGCUGUCCGGUGCAGACCUAGAAGACAGGGAUGGCGAAGCCCAGCAAGUGAAGACAAGAGCUGCGGGAAGGACACCGAGGUGACUGACGACAGCAGCGGGCCUGAAGGCUCUGGCUGCUUUGAAAGAUAUUUCAAUGAGAUGCAAAUCGCAAUCGACUGGCCAUUAGUUUCCACUGCAGUGUUUGCAGGUGGAGUCAAAUGUAACCCCCCGGGAAUGGAGCCAGGAGGGUCAGAGAACGCGGCUGCGCUCUGGAUUUCCGAAGGGGGGCGGGGGCUUGGAAGAGGUCCGGGCCCAGAAUGGACCUCCGGGUCCCUGCUGCCGCAAUCUGGCCCUGCCCUCCUGCCUACCCCUUCCUUCCAGAGGAAGGGACCCAGGGAGACCCACCCAGAUGCCCUGAAAGGAGGCAGGGGAUGGGGGUGGGGCGAUAUGCAGAGUUUGCCUGGUGAAUGCAGGAAAGGGGUGGGAGCUGGAGAGGAAAAGGAUGGAGCAGCCGUCAGCUUGUCAACUCCGCAUCUGCUGGCUGCCUCGGCCGGGCUCCAGCCUGCGCCCUCGCCCCUCGGAACAGCGGUAUGUCCAUUCUCUCCGCAUUCGUCUCCAUCGUUCAGUCACCACCGCACCCCUUCUCUAUUCAUUUCUCCUGCUCCCUUGUCCUGCCCCGCCCCUCGUGCCCUGGUCCAUCGGUCUACACCCAUGGGCCGAGCCCUUCUCACCAGGGUCCUCCUGGAACCGCUCCGGCCUUGGGCUUGUCCGCGGCUCCCACGGUCCCCGCCCGGCGGGGCACAGAGCGGGAGGGGAGGGGCACUAGCACAACCCACUCUGCGCAGCGCAUCUGCACCCCUUCGCGCAUGGGCGUGGCGUAGCUCAGACCCGCCCCCAGCGCUUAGCGUCUUGUGUCACCCACCUAGCGGGUUUGAUAUAUCCCAAGCUUUUGGCCCCGAGUGGGCCCUGAUGCAAAGGCCCCUGGGUCCUGCUUCCGUGAAGCGAGUCCUCCCAGCACCCCACCCCGCACAUUCUGGAAAGAGCCAGACUCUGGCUGCGCCGAGCAAGAACAGAACCACAAGAAGGUUACACAAUUAUUUAUUGAGAGCCUCCUCUCCCCGCCCUUGCAAUCUCUAGGUCACUUUUUCCGCUUGUAGAUUUU
Molecule: messenger RNA, 1328 nt
Organism: Piliocolobus tephrosceles (Ugandan red Colobus)
Lineage: Eukaryota; Metazoa; Chordata; Mammalia; Primates; Cercopithecidae
Exons: 2
Coding region: 326-1303 (325 amino acids)
Source: RefSeq, a predicted model, not a curated record